Messenger RNA from Dipodomys ordii (Ord's kangaroo rat), 1356 nucleotides. It is a transcript of the gene Mrto4, whose product is annotated as mRNA turnover 4 homolog (S. cerevisiae). The transcript has 8 exons. The coding region runs from base 83 to 805 and encodes 240 amino acids. Gene Ontology annotation, biological process: rRNA processing; ribosomal large subunit biogenesis; ribosomal large subunit assembly. Gene Ontology annotation, cellular component: nucleolus; preribosome, large subunit precursor. NCBI's taxonomy places the organism in Eukaryota, Metazoa, Chordata, Mammalia, Rodentia, Heteromyidae. The record is from RefSeq and is a predicted model, not a curated record. Gene Ontology annotation, molecular function: RNA binding.
GAGCGCCCUCCCAGAAGCCUCCGCGCCGCCGGGGUCCUGACGGGCCGCGCCGCCUCCGGCCGCUGCACGUGUCUCCAGCGCGAUGCCUAAAUCCAAGCGGGACAAGAAAGUUUCCUUAACCAAAACUACAAAGAAAGGCUUAGAACUGAAACAGAACCUGAUAGAAGAGCUUCGGAAAUGUGUGGACACAUACAAAUACCUCUUCAUCUUCUCCGUGGCCAACAUGAGAAACAGCAAGCUGAAGGACAUCCGGAAUGCCUGGAAGCACAGCCGGAUGUUCUUUGGCAAAAACAAGGUGAUGAUGGUAGCCCUGGGGCGAAGCCCAUCUGAUGAGUACAGAGACAACCUGCACCAGGUCAGCAAGAAGUUGAAGGGUGAAGUUGGUCUUCUUUUCACCAAUCGCACAAAGGAUGAAGUGAAUGAGUGGUUCACAAAAUACACGCAGAUGGACUUUGCCCGAGCUGGUAACAGAGCAGCUUUCACUGUGAACCUGGACCAAGGCCCUCUGGAGCAGUUCCCCCACUCCAUGGAGCCACAACUGAGGCAACUGGGCCUGCCCACUGCCCUCAAGAAAGGUGUGGUGACCUUGCUGUCUGACUAUGAGGUGUGCAAGGAAGGCGAUGUGCUGACCCCGGAGCAGGCCCGGGUUCUGAAACUCUUUGGGUAUGAGAUGGCUGAGUUCAAGGUGACCGUCAAAUACAUGUGGGACGCACAGUCGGGACGAUUCCAGCCGAUGGAAGAUGACCUGCCUGAGAGCGCACCUGAGUCUGAGGAGGAGGAGGAGGAUGAGGACGAGGACGACUAAGGCCUUUCAGCUCCGUCUGUGCCACACAGGACCCAGUAGGACUGACUGCCACCGCCCCUCUGGAGGAAGGCCCUAUUUAUUUUGCUAUAGAUGAAGACAGGUGACCUGACUGUGUUUCCAGAGAAUAAAAUUGAGUCUGCAGGUGUCUCCUGUAGACAGCAAGAGGCUUUUCUAAGAUGAGGCCUUUGGCUUUGUGCUCGGCUUGGACACUAGGAUUUCCUGUGUACCUAGUAAGCGAGCAUAGUCCUGAGCCCUGUGGGAUUACUGUAGUAGCAUUACGGCUCUGGAUGGCCUAGAGCAACCCCACAGCUGGGCUCCCUCCUCUCCAGGAGAGGGCCCUCCCUCCGUGCCCUUUGCUUCUCAGACGGAAUUCCUGAGAAAAGUUAGGUGCCUUGGCAGUCCUUUCACAUGUCUGCACACAGUCCAAUCUCAGAGCUGACUGGUGGAUACCAAGAAGUCAGGGGCCUUUAGAAACUCAAGGAAGGCCAGGUGCCUGUGGCUCAUGCCUGUAAUCCUAGCAACCCGGGAGGCUGAGAUCUGAGGAUCACAGU